Molecule: messenger RNA, 2111 nt
Organism: Nicrophorus vespilloides
Lineage: Eukaryota; Metazoa; Arthropoda; Insecta; Coleoptera; Silphidae
Product: myosin-G heavy chain-like
Exons: 4
Biological process (GO): regulation of DNA-templated transcription
Molecular function (GO): protein binding; RNA binding
Source: RefSeq, a predicted model, not a curated record
CUCGGUGUCCAUCAUCAAUUUGUGAUUGUGAAGGGUCUCGAAGGAUAUAGCAGCAGGACACAUGCGGAUUCCUGCAAACGAAUCGGACAAGGAGGGCGAAGAGGAGGCUCCGAGCCGAUGAUUUCCACCGGGGUGGAGGGAAGAAUACCCUACAUGACCUACCCCGAGCCCUGGCGCGGCCCCCCAAAACAGCCGCCCGAGUUUCUGCGGCCCGCACCCAAACCCCUGCCUUCUACAAACAGGUAUAAUGGGAUGACGAAUGGGACGAGGUUGGCUCCACAACCGCACCGGCCGACCAGCAAGUAUCCAUCGCCGCCGGCGGUGGCGCCAGUGAACCUGACGCAGCAGCAGCAGCACAAGGAGGACAUCUCCGAGGAGCUGUCGUACACGGCCUACGCCAGGCUGUACCAUCCGCCCAACUUCGGUCCGUAUCCGACGACGCCAGCGCCGUACCUUUACCAGUCCCCGUACACCCCGUUGCUGAGGACCAGUUACGUGCAGCAGCAACAGCAGCAGCAGCCGCCGCCCCUCAGCCCAUUGGAAACUUAUGCGACGCCCACGACGCCGACGUCGGGCACCUACCUCUCCCCGCAAGCGGCGUCCACCUUCAGUCCACCCUCGACGUCCGUGAAGCCGGGACAGAGCGUGCUGCGCGAACGGAAGCAUCCCUCCUUCAAGGUGCCAUCCGGAAAGGAGGGAUCUCUGAAACAUCGCAUCUUGACGAGGCCCGAAGAUGCUUCGACCUCUUCGUCCUCCACCUUAUCUUCCUCCAACUCGACGGCACCACACUCUCCGCUCGAUCUGCAGCGGGACCAUCGGAAACUGCAACGACAGCCUUCGCUUCUCUCAUCCGCUCCAUCCUCAACUUCUACGUCUGCCACGUCGCCUCCACGAUCCCCAGCCACCAACAAAUCUAACCACCACCAUCAUCUGAACCAACAUCUGAACCACCACCAUCAUCAUCACCACCACCAGCAACAGCAGCAUCAAAGCAGCAACAACAAUAAUAACAACAACAAUAACAACGUGGUGCAGGCCAAGUUCAGUAAGGGCUCUCUCAUUCAGCUGGCGAGCGGGGAUUACAAGCGCAUAGAGGAUAUGCGGACGGAGGAUUUCGUCCUUUCGGCGGAGAAAUGCGAGGACCUUCGGCUGGCAGACAGCACGGUAGUGAAGAUAGUGGAGAACCCAAUCACCGGCACCGCCACCAUCACCCUUAGCUACAACCAGCGACGCACGCAGGUUGAUGUGGAAUCGGCGCUGGAUCAUCCGUUCUUCGUGUACGGGCAGGGUUGGGCCUCGUGCAGUAAGGAGCGAACUCUGCAGGCGUACGGUCUGAAGGUGCACACGCUGCAGGUCGGCGACAUCCUCAUCAGUUUGACGCCGAAGGAGGGCGGCGGCGGCGGUCCAGAGACGACGAAACCACCGUCAGCGAGGAGCGAGACCAUCAUCACGACGGCCACGACCACGUCGAUGACGGUGCGUCCGAUUUCCGCCAGAGACCAUCACCAGCACCACCAUCAGCAGCAGCAGAAUCAUCAUCUUCAUCAGCAACAGCAGCAGCAGCAGCAACACCUCCAUCAUCCGCACCAUCUGCACUUAGUCAACAAUCUGUUAAAGGAGCAGCAACAGCCGUCGCAGCCUCCUCCUCCUCCUCCGCUGUCGCCUGACCGGAAGCGGAGGUGGUCAGCACCCGAUCAGAUCGCCGAUGGUGAACCGGAAGCCCGGGUCAUCCGCAUGGAUUGAUUAACGGAUCCUAGAUGGCGAAAAACGAAAACAAACAAAAAAGCACAAGCGUCGUUGUUGACGAUGUUAUAUUCUUGUUGAUUGAUUUGUAAAUAUGUAUAAAACGAAGAGGAGUCGAGUUAAGAAGAAAAGAGAAAAUAUAUAUGUACAUGUAUAUAUAUUUGAAGAAAAGGAGCGAUCUCUGUCUCACAUUUCACAUUUGAAGCGAGCGAAAAAAAAAAAAGUUGAUAUGAAAAUUAUAUUAUUAGUGCAAUGGAUUUUUUUUCUUGUUGUCGUUGUUGUUGUUGUUUUGUUUAAACUUACUGUAUUAUACACGAACUCACAUCAAUUAGUCUUGUCAUGACAAUAUAUUAAUGGGAAUAAUAAUA